UUAUAAUGUUUCACCUUCGCUUUCAUGGAUACCGACGAAUUUGAUUUGGAUGAAUAGACAUACAAAAAAGAUAGGAAAUUGUCCGUUAACAUUUAAUUUUACUUGAAUCGUUUAUAUAAUCCUUUAUUGAAUGUCAAUAAACGAUUCGACUCUAAAUACGACGCACAAAAGACAAUGCAUCAGUUAUUUCCCUUGUGCCUGCUUGUAGUGGCGUCUGUUGCCUCCCCUGCCACCUACCAAAUGUCGGCGCUCGGUGACGACAUGAUCUUCUACAUCAAUCAUGUCUCCAACACUACCUGGAAGGCUGGCCGGAACUUCCAUCCGAAUGAACUCGAGCGGGUAAAGUCUUUGCUCGGAAUCGAUAUGGAGUCGAACAGGGCAUACAACAGAAUCCACUUGAAGUACAAGGAAAUCGAAGUAAGCGACGAUCUGCCCAAAGAGUUUGAUCCCAGGAAGAAAUGGCCCAAAUGUCAAAGUCUGAGUGAGGUCAGAGAUCAGUCUACCUGUGGAUCCUGCUGGGCCUUCGGUUCCGUGGAGGCUAUGACAGACAGAAUCUGCAUCGCAGGGGGCGGCGCCGUCCACCUUUCUGCCGAAGAUGUCAACAGCUGUUGCGAAUCCUGUGGGUUCGGAUGUCAGGGCGGGUACCCUACAGCAGCCUGGGCCUAUUAUGUCCAGAGUGGCGUGGUUACUGGUGGCCAGUACGGCAGCAAACAGGGCUGUCUGCCAUACUCCCUCGCACACUGUGACCAUCACGUCAAAGGCAAGUACCAGCCAUGUGGACCUGUGGUGCCCACCCCGAAAUGCACGAAACAAUGUGAAGCUGGCUACUCCAAGAGCUACGAUGAAGAUAAGCAUUUCGGUGAAUCCAGCUACGGAGUGAAAGGCGUUGAUCAGAUCGCCCAGGAUCUUGUAAGUAACGGACCUGUCACAGCUCUCUUUUACGUCUACGAAGAUUUCCUUUCUUACAAGUCUGGCGUUUACAAGCACACCACUGGUAAGUACCUGGGCGCUCACGCUGUCAAGAUCUUGGGCUACGGUGUGGAGAACGGACAGGACUACUGGCUGGUCACUAACUCCUGGAACGAGGACUGGGGAGAUAAGGGAUUCUUCAAGAUUGCGAAAGGUAGCGACGAGUGCGCAAUCGAAGAUAUGAUUGUAACUGGAAAUCCCAAGGUAUAGAUGACCCCCUUCAAGUAUGUUAUGAACAACCCAGUCAUUGCCAGCAGAAAUGUUGCCCACAACCCCUUACCUUGGUAAUGCAUUGGUGGGUUUUUGUUUGUUUUAAAUAAUGUCUAAAAGUGAAUAAAAACAUUUCCCAAUUCAUGAAA
Molecule: messenger RNA, 1328 nt
Organism: Aplysia californica (California sea hare)
Lineage: Eukaryota; Metazoa; Mollusca; Gastropoda; Aplysiida; Aplysiidae
Product: cathepsin B-like cysteine proteinase 3
Exons: 10
Coding region: 175-1179 (334 amino acids)
Biological process (GO): regulation of catalytic activity
Cellular component (GO): lysosome
Molecular function (GO): cysteine-type endopeptidase activity
Source: RefSeq, a predicted model, not a curated record